Molecule: messenger RNA, 1917 nt
Organism: Ilex paraguariensis (yerba mate)
Lineage: Eukaryota; Viridiplantae; Streptophyta; Magnoliopsida; Aquifoliales; Aquifoliaceae
Source: the annotation of a GenBank genome assembly
CAUACACUCACCAGCCUCUUAGCCGCUCCUCAUUCUGCUUUUGGGAAUUUGGAAUAAAUAACCCAAAUUACUUAUAAACCGGUGUUUGAACUCUCUCAACUUCAGACUUUAAUGGGUCGCUCGCGUGGAAAUUUUCAAGCUGACGAAGAUCCCACACAAAGAUCAAGAAGAAAAAAGAAUGCCUCAGGUGGAGAAAAUUUAGAAUCUGCAGCCACAGGUCAAGGAACAAGUGAGGGGAAAAGGGCUUUGUACCACUGCAAUUAUUGCAACAAAGAUAUAACAGGGAAAAUUCGUAUCAAGUGUGCUGUAUGUUCUGAUUUUGACCUCUGUAUCGAGUGCUUCUCUGUUGGUGCUGAGGUGAAUCCUCAUAAGAGCAAGCAUCCUUAUAGGGUUAUGGACAAUUUGUCUUUCCCACUUCUCUGUCCAGACUGGAAUGCUGAUGAAGAAAUGUUGCUUCUAGAGGGGAUUGAAAUGUAUGGCAUAGGGAACUGGCCAGAAAUUGGUGAUCAUGUUGGGACAAAGAGUAAAGAAGUUUGUGUCAAACAUUAUACAAACGCAUACAUGAAUUCCCCAUACUUCCCUCUUCCGGACAUGAGUCAUGCAGCAGGGAAAAAUAGAAAGGAACUCCUUGCUAUGGCUAAAGGGAACGGUGAAGACCAAAAAGGACUUUCUUCGCUUGGGGAACUUACACUGAAGGAUGAAUCUUCAUUUUCCUUGAGAGUCAAAACUGAAGAUUCACAUAAAGGAGGUACUCCAGGCCGUUUAUUGUCUGGCUCAAAUGUUGGGACAACUGCUGUUAAGAAGGCAUCUAACAUGGCCCAAGUCAAGGAUCAAGCUGAUUCUAUAAAACUUGAAGAACAUAUAUCAGGCAAGAGUUUUGGGGGUAAUAAACCUAAAUCGUCAAGGGAUGAGGGACCGUCUUUGAUAGAGUUAAGUGGUUAUAACCCCAAAAGACAUGAAUUUGAUCCUGAAUAUGAUAAUGAUGCUGAGCAGUCGCUAGCUGAUAUGGAAUUCAAGGACACUGACACAAAGGAGGAACGGGAGCUGAAGUUACAGGUGCUCCGUAUCUAUUCAAAGAGGCUUGAUGAGAGAAAACGCAGGAAGGAUUUUAUUUUAGAAAGAAACUUGCUCCAUUCAAAUCCCUUUGAGAAGGACCUAUCUCAAGAAGAGAAGGCUAUAUGUCGGCGUUAUGACGUCUUCAUGCGUUUUCAUUCCAAGGAAGAACAUGAAGAAUUGCUUAAGACUGUUAUCUCAGAGCACCGGAUACUAAAAAGGAUUCACGAGCUUUCGGAAGCACGAGCUGCUGGUUGUCAUUCGUCAGCUGAUGCUGAUAGAUAUCUUGAACAGAAAAGAAAGAGGGAAACUGAAGAAAGUGGUCGCAAAAAGGGAAGUGUUCAGGCUGGUGCAAAUGGUCAGGGUGGUCUAAAUAUGCCUACGCCCUCAGACUCUCUUGAUACAUAUUCAAAUUCAAGAACUGCAGGCCAGACAAGUUUGAGCUUUCUGAGUGAUGUAGAUAUUGUGGCAUUUCCUGGGGCAGAUCUACUGUCUGAAUCUGAGAAACGACUAUGUCGUGAGAUCAGUUUACCACCCCCACAUUAUCUUAAGAUGCAAGAAUAUAUGACAAUUCAAAUCUUCAGUGGAAGUAUUACUAAGAGAGGUGAUUUGUAUCCCUUAUUCAAAAUUGACCCGACCAAGGUUGAUAGAGUUUAUGAUAUGCUGGUGAAGAAGGGGAUUGCUCUACCAUGAAGACAUAUUUGUAGCUCCAUCAUGAGAUCUUAGUCUCAUACGUUUCUUUGUACUUUUUCCCUUAAAUGUAUUUUGGGUUGUCGAAAAUGAAUGGAACAUAUUUAUAUUGAAUUCAGAUAAGAGAGAGAAUGGUGAACAUUGACUUGCCAGCUUUCUUUCUGUUCGGUUCUG